GCCGUGCACGCAGGGACUGCACACCCGCUAACCCCCCCCCCCACUAAUAUUGGAUUGUGGACCCGAGCAGGCAGCAGAGGAGAAGAACCGAUCAGAGAGAGGACCAGCCGGCGGGGACUUCUUUUGCUCCUCUUCUCACCUGACAGCCCGACCCAGCCGCCCCCCCCCCCCCCCCCCCCAACCCGCCACCCUCACGGAUCCAAGACGUUGUUCCGCGCCCCUCCGAGCAGCGCAGCCCGCGCGGGAAGCUCGGCGGCCCUCGGCGUCCCGCGUCCUGCCGGAGACAUGAUGGUCCACUGUGCCGGCUGCGAGCGGCCCAUCUUGGACCGGUUCCUCCUCAACGUGCUGGACCGGGCCUGGCACGCCAAGUGCGUGCAGUGCUGCGAGUGCAGCUGCAAGCUGACCGAGAAGUGCUUCUCCAGGGACGGCAAGCUCUAUUGCAAAAUGGACUUCUUCAGGCGCUUCGGCACCAAGUGCGCGGGUUGCCUGCAGGGCAUCUCGCCCAGCGACCUGGUCCGCAAGGCUCGCAGCAAGGUGUUCCACCUGAACUGCUUCACCUGCAUGGUGUGCCACAAGCAGCUGUCCACCGGCGAGGAGCUCUACGUCAUCGACGAGAACAAGUUCGUCUGCAAGGAGGACUACCUGAGCUCCGGGACCAUCAAGGAGGUCAGCCUCAACUCAGUGUCCUCGUGCACGGACCGGAGCCUGUCUCCGGACCUGCAGGACGCCAGCCUGCAGGACGACCUGAAGGAGACGGACAAUUGCACGUCUUCCGACAAGGAGACGAACAAUAUCGAGAACGAGGAGCAGAACUCCGGCACCAAGAGGCGGGGGCCCCGCACCACCAUCAAGGCCAAGCAGCUGGAGACGCUCAAGGCCGCCUUCGUCGCCACGCCCAAGCCUACACGCCACAUCCGGGAGCAGCUGGCCCAGGAGACCGGCCUCAACAUGCGGGUCAUCCAGGUUUGGUUCCAGAACAGAAGGUCCAAGGAGCGACGGAUGAAGCAGCUGAGCGCUUUGGGGGCCCGCAGACACGCCUUCUUCAGGGGUCCACGGAGGAUGAGGCCCCUGGGAGGCAGACUGGAGGACCCGGACAUCCUGGGGCCGGCGGCAUACGGCUACUACGGAGAGUACCAAGGGGACUACUACGGACCGGCAAGCAACUACGACUUCUUCCCCCACGGGCCCCCUUCCUCACAGGCCCAGUCCCCGGCCGAGUCCCCCUACAUCCUGGGCGGCGGCGCCAUGGAGGGCUCGGGUCACCUCCCCUCAGACGACCAAAGGUUCACGGACAUGAUCUCCCACGCAGAGACGCCCAGUCCCGAGCCGGGCUCUCUGCAGCCCGUCCCAGGGGAGGCGUACGGGGGCGGGCCCAGUCCCCCUUUCUCCUUGGCCAGUAACUCCAGCUACAGCGCCCCCAUGUCCCACCAAGGCCCCGAGAUGGGGGAGACGGCGGCCUGGUGAAGCUUCUUUUUUCCACAUGGACUACUUUUCACCGCUGGACUGGUGACGGUGUACAAUGCGUAGACGUCUAGACACGCCCCCGGCCCCACCCCCUCAUACGCAAGCUUUCUUGGAAUACUGGACUUGAAUUAUUUAAGAAAAAAAAAAACAACCCCCCCGAAAAAGUGAUUGAUUUCAUCCACCACAUUUCAACUAAACUUCCACCAUCACAUGACAGUCCAAUCCAACACCAAAGGGGCGGGUUCUUCCUUUUCACCUUUAGUGAAAUUGUUGAAAGAAUAUUCCCAAAUAUUCACUUUCACCCCCCCCCCCCCCCCCCCCUGGCCUGCUCCCUGCGGCACACGCCAUGCGCGCAACACCAUGAUCACAUCUUCAAACAACAUGCACACACGCGGCCCCUAUAGUUGUGCUCGUGCACGACCUUCCCUUUGUGAGGGGGCCUUUUUAAAAAGACAUCUUUUAAUGGAAAUGAUUUUCAAAAGCGCAUUGAAGCCAUAAUAGAGAAUCUCCUUCAACAGCUGAGGUCUCCCGCCUCUUUAAGGGACCAAACAAAAGAGGGGCCACGCAACAUCUGUGGAGGGCCAACAACCCCCCACAUCCCCCCCCCCCCACCACCACCCCACCCCUUUGCAUUUAGCCCACCCGGGCCUCCAUCGCCUCCUAGCGACGGAAGUCUUCUUUAUUCCCUCACCUCCACCAAUCGCCUCAUUUCCGCCCAAAGAAUGUGGCUUUUCUUUACCCGUGGACUCCAGAAAUAUUCCUGGAUGUAAAAGUGACCGGAUGAAUGUGUGUGUGUGUGUGUGUGUGUGUGUGUGUGCACAAGUGAGGGGUUGUAUUAUUUGUAUGUAAAUAGCACUGCUAAUAAAACUCUCUCUUACAACUUCAAGCAUCACAUUUUCAUGUGUGAGCAGCCAGUUGGUCCAAGAAACCAA
Molecule: messenger RNA, 2396 nt
Organism: Doryrhamphus excisus (bluestripe pipefish)
Lineage: Eukaryota; Metazoa; Chordata; Actinopteri; Syngnathiformes; Syngnathidae
Source: RefSeq, a predicted model, not a curated record